UCUUUCGGUCGGUCGUCGCCAGUCGCCGUCGUUUGAGAACGCAUAUUGCUUUGCUUCGUGUCGUAAUUCGCUGUUGUAUUGAAGUGGAAUACUGUUUUUAUUGUGGAAAUUUGCUAGUUUGAAUAAUGGCUCAAUUUGAUGGUCAUGCGGCCAAGCGACAGAGAACAGACAAUGAAGGGGAUCCGGCUUUUGGUGGAAAUUAUUACAAUAACAAUUUCAAUCGUGGAGGAGGUGGACGUCAAAAUUUUGAAGAAAAACCUAAUCAUAUAUUGUUGAUUACUGUAAUGAAUCCAGCUUAUCCUAUCACUACCGAUGUUAUUCACACUAUUUGCAGCCCCAGUGGUAAAGUUCUUCGAAUUGUCAUUUUUAAGAAAAAUGGUGUUCAGGCUAUGGUGGAAUUUGAUAGUUUAGAAGCAGCUGAAAGAGCGAAACAAUCAUUAAAUGGAUGUGAUAUCUAUUCUGGAUGUUGUACUUUGAAAAUUGAAUUUGCAAAGCCAACAAGACUAAAUGUUUACAAAAAUGACAAUGAAAGUUGGGACUAUACAAACAACACAUUAAGUAUAGGAAAACAAGGUGGUGAUCGUCCUGCUCUAUUGCAAGAACCUCCUCGUUAUGGAGGACCUGGAGGUAAUGCUCCUCCUUUUGAUGGCAGAGGUCCACCUUCUUAUGAUGGCGGGUAUGAUGAUUACAUGCCUAGGGGACCUCGAAAUGAUCCUUAUGGCCCUCCUUCUCGUGAUCCAUAUGGUGGCCUUGCUCCUCCCGACAGGUUUGGAAGAGAUCCAUAUCGUGGCGAUGGGCCUCCAAUCUCGCCUCGUGGACCAGGGUAUGGUCCUGGAGGACCUAUGAAUCCUCCUGGAAGCAAUCAACAAGGAUCUGUUAUGAUGGCAUAUGGCUUAAGCCACGAAAGGAUGAACUGUGACCGUUUGUUCAACAUCUUAUGUUUAUAUGGAAACAUUGUUAGGAUUAAGUUUUUGAAAAGCAAGGAAGGAUGUGCAAUGAUUCAAAUGGGCGAUCCUUUGGCUGUAGAAAGAGCUGUUCAGCACUUAAAUGGUUCCGUGUUUUUCGAUUCAAAGCUUCAACUUGGAUAUUCCAAACAGGCUUAUUUGAAUGAUGUUCAACAACCAUUUACUCUUCCUGAUGGUUCUCCAUCAUUUAAGGAUUACAUGGGUAAUCGAAACAACAGAUUCACAAAUCCUGAAGCUGCUAGCAAGAACAGAAUUCUUCCACCUUCAAAAAUGCUUCAUUUUUUCAAUGCUCCAUUUGGUAUUUCUGAAGAUCAAAUUAAACAGGUCUUUGAAGAGAAAGAGGCUAAACCUCCAGCAACUGUCAAGCUCUUCCAGUCAAAAAAUAAGUCUGAAAGAAGUUCAUCUGGAUUGUUGGAAUUUGACUCGAAUGGGGACGCUCUUGAGGCCUUGGCUCUUGCAAACCAUAUCCCGAUUCCCAAUCCUGGUGCAAAAUUCCCUUAUAUUUUGAAAUUAUGUUUCUCUUCAACUGGCGGAAGAAUGCAGGAAGGUGGACCACGAGGUGGUGGAGGAAGAUUUUAAAAUGGACAUUUCAAUGAUUUGAAUUAGUGAAUUUUAUUCCACUGACAUUCAGCACAUGUGUAGCUUUCAUGCUUUUUGUAGUAAUAACAUGUCAUGAAGAAAUGAAAAAAAAAUUCUCUUUUCAUUUGUCAUUGCAAUGUGUGAGUCAUAUGAUUUAAUUGCAAGAUUAUCAGUAAUAAACAAACUUUUUUCUUUGA
Uloborus diversus is the source of this 1741-nucleotide messenger RNA. It is a transcript of the gene sm, whose product is annotated as heterogeneous nuclear ribonucleoprotein L-like. Gene Ontology annotation, biological process: mRNA processing; regulation of RNA splicing. Gene Ontology annotation, cellular component: nucleus. Gene Ontology annotation, molecular function: mRNA binding. Lineage: Eukaryota; Metazoa; Arthropoda; Arachnida; Araneae; Uloboridae. The record is from RefSeq and is a predicted model, not a curated record.